Messenger RNA from Nipponia nippon (crested ibis), 2124 nucleotides. The record is from RefSeq and is a predicted model, not a curated record. NCBI's taxonomy places the organism in Eukaryota, Metazoa, Chordata, Aves, Pelecaniformes, Threskiornithidae.
AUGGGGAGAAAAAAGAUUCAGAUUACAAGGAUUAUGGAUGAACGUAACAGACAGGUGACAUUUACAAAGAGGAAAUUUGGGUUAAUGAAGAAGGCUUAUGAGCUGAGUGUUCUGUGUGACUGUGAGAUUGCUCUGAUCAUCUUCAACAGCACCAACAAACUGUUCCAGUAUGCCAGCACCGAUAUGGACAAAGUGUUGCUGAAAUACACCGAGUAUAAUGAGCCGCAUGAGAGUCGAACGAAUUCGGAUAUUGUUGAGACAUUGAGAAAGAAAGGACUUAAUGGCUGUGACAGUCCAGACCCCGAUGCAGACGAUUCAGCAUUGAACAAGAAAGAAAACAAAGGUUGUGAAAGCCCCGAUCCUGACUCCUCUUACGCUCUCACCCCACGCACUGAAGAAAAAUACAAAAAAAUUAAUGAAGAAUUUGAUAAUAUGAUCAAGAGCCAUAAAAUACCUGCUGUUCCACCACCAAACUUUGAGAUGCCAGUUUCUAUCCCAGUGUCCAACCACAACAGUUUGGUAUACAGUAACCCAGUCAGCUCACUGGGAAACCCCAACCUUUUGCCGCUGGCUCAUCCUUCUUUGCAAAGAAAUAGCAUGUCUCCUGGCGUGACACAUCGGCCUCCAAGUGCAGGUAACACAGGUGGCCUGAUGGGUGGGGACCUCACAACCGGUGCAGGCACCAGUGCAGGAAAUGGAUAUGGCAACCCCCGCAACUCACCAGGUCUGCUGGUCUCACCUGGCAACUUGAACAAGAAUAUGCAAGCAAAAUCUCCACCUCCAAUGAAUUUGGGAAUGAACAACCGCAAACCAGAUCUCCGUGUGCUUAUUCCACCUGGCAGCAAGAAUACAAUGCCAUCGGUGAAUCAGAGGAUAAAUAACUCCCAGUCUGCUCAGUCAUUGGCUAAUCCAGUGGUUUCCGUAGCAACUCCUACUCUACCAGGGCAAGGGAUGGGAGGAUACCCAUCAGCCAUCUCAACAACAUAUGGUACUGAAUAUUCUCUGAGUAGUGCAGAUAUAUCAUCUCUCUCUGGGUUUAAUACAGCCAGUGCUCUUCAUCUUGGUUCUGUGACUGGCUGGCAACAGCAACACCUACAUAACAUGCCACCAUCUGCCCUCAGUCAAUUGGGAGCUUGCACUAGCACUCAUUUAUCUCAGAGUACAAAUCUCUCCCUGCCUUCUACUCAAAGCCUCAACAUCAAGUCAGAACCUGUUUCUCCUCCUAGAGACCGUACCAACACACCCUCAAGAUACCCACAGCAUAUGCACCAUGAGGCAGGGAGAUCUCCUGUUGACAGUUUGAGCAGCUGUAGCAGUUCAUAUGAUGGAAGUGACCGAGAAGAUCACCGGAAUGAAUUCCACUCCCCCAUUGGACUCACCAGACCUUCACCAGAUGAAAAGGAAAGCCCCUCUGUCAAGCGCAUGUGGCUCUCUGAAGGAUGGGCAACAUGAUAACCUUAUUACAUUUUUUUUUUCUUGUAGUGCAUGUGUGCUAUACCUUAAUGGAGGAGGGAGGUCAAUAUGCAUUAUGUGCCAUGUGUGGAAAAAAAGUCAGGUACUCUGUUUUGUAAAAGUACUUUUAAAUUGCCUCAGCAAUACAGUAUAAGGAUAAACAGAAAUGCUGAGAUAAGCUUGGCACCUGAGUUGUACAACAGAACACUUGUAUAAAAUAGAUUUUAAGACUAACUUCUAUUCACUGUUGUGCUCCCUUGCAAAAUGUAUGUUACAAUAGAUAGUGUCAUGUUGCAGGUUCAACGUUAUUUACAUGUAAAUAGACAAAAGGAAAACAUUUGCCAGAAAUGGCAGAUCUUUACUGAGAGAGAAAGCAGCUGUUAUGCAACAUAUAGAAAAUGUACAGAUGUUUUGACAGACCCAGCAGUUGGGUGGCCAUGAAUUGAUGCUAGAAAGAGACUGGGUCACCUAACAUACCGAAAAUGCUCACAAACAUGCAGGCGUAUCAUUAGAGUAUGGCACUCAGUUAAAAAGGAUCAAAACAUUUAAAGAGGACCAUACUUGUAAAAAUGUUGAGUUUGAGGGAAAACAUAUUUAUUUUUUAAAAUUCUGGGUCUGCAUCACUUCUUAAAUAAAAAAUAUAAGAAUAUGUACAUUAGAUUUUGCUUAUUU